CCACCUCCUCUCCUUUCCCCUCUCCGUUGGGACUAGGGAGGGGCGGUCACGUGGCGGAGGGGCGGGGCGUGACCGCCUCCAGGGUCACAUGACAGGGGCGCGGGCUGGAGCUGUUGCUGGUCGGGGUCCGUUGGAGGCGAAGUGACCAUGAGUUUUCUUGGAGGCUUUUUUGGUCCUAUUUGUGAGAUUGACAUUAUUCUUAAUGAUGCAGAAACACGAAAAACAGCAGAAAUUAAAACUGAAGAUGGCAAAAUAGAAAAACACUUCCUCUUCUAUGAUGGUGAAUCUGUUUCAGGAAAGGUGAACAUAGCCUUUAAACAACCUGGAAAGAGGUUAGAGCACCAAGGAAUUAGAAUUGAAUUUGUAGGACAAAUUGAACUCUUCAAUGAUAAGAGCAAUACUCAUGAAUUUGUAAACCUAGUGAAAGAACUAGCCUUACCAGGAGAACUGACACAAAGCAGAAGUUAUGACUUUGAGUUUAUGCAAGUUGAGAAGCCAUACGAAUCCUACAUUGGUGCCAAUGUCAGAUUGAGGUAUUUUCUUAAAGUGACAAUAGUAAGACGACUGUCAGAUUUGGUAAAAGAAUAUGAUCUUAUUGUUCACCAGCUUGCGACAUACCCAGAUGUUAACAACUCUAUUAAAAUGGAAGUAGGCAUUGAAGACUGCCUGCAUAUAGAAUUUGAAUAUAACAAGUCGAAGUAUCACUUAAAGGAUGUGAUUGUUGGAAAAAUUUAUUUCCUCUUAGUAAGAAUAAAAAUUCAGCACAUGGAGUUGCAGCUGAUCAAAAAGGAGAUCACUGGAAUUGGGCCCAGUACCACAACAGAGACGGAAACCAUUGCUAAGUAUGAAAUAAUGGAUGGUGCACCUGUCAAAGGUGAAUCAAUUCCUAUAAGACUUUUCUUAGCAGGCUAUGAUCCAACUCCUACAAUGAGGGAUGUGAACAAAAAAUUUUCAGUGAGAUAUUUUUUGAAUCUAGUGCUUGUGGAUGAAGAAGACAGACGGUACUUCAAACAACAGGAAAUAAUUCUUUGGAGAAAAGCUCCUGAGAAACUGAGGAAACCACGGACAAAUUUUCACCAGCGGUUUGAAUCUCCAGAACCACAAGCAUCUGCUGAGCAACCUGAAAUGUGAACUAGUAUAGGAGGUGAAAAAACUAUUGUGACACUUCAGCAGGUUAAAGAUGGCAGCAGCCUGUAGGAAAAGAGAAGACAAAAACUCACAUUACAACUGUCUUCCUUCGUCUUACAGUGUUGCAUUUACCAUAUUACUAAAACAUUCGUCAAGUAAACAUUCAAGUGUGUAUAUACAUUUAAAAUAAAGUGCUUUCUCAAACACUGGAACUUUCUUAAGCUACUAUUUUAUACUGCACAUUUUACUUUUAUUUGAUAAUGUUAUGCACUUGAUAUGCAUAAAACUUAAACAAAUCUAGUUAUAUAUUUCCAUGCAUGUAGGCUUGUAUAUUUAUUUUUUUGCUAAUCACCUAUGAUAUGUAGAUUAAAGCAUUUCUCCCCCUUCAUGUCAUUUAUCGCAUGCAUACCUCCAGUGCUGCUUAUCUGCACUGGUUUUGAAACCAACAGAUAAGUAUACUAUACACUAAAAAUCAGGGUUUAUGGUGGAUCUUUUUGUCUUAAGAAUAAUUAAGUCUCAUUCUAGACGUGUAAGCAUAUUUAACACUUUAUAAACCACAUACAUAUACAUACCACAAACUUGCUGUACCUGUUUGGAGUCUUCUAAGACCAUACCAUGGUUCUCAGAGGCUUUGAAUCUUGUAUUUUUCACAAGAAUAUUCACAAACAAAUUUGUUCCCAAGAUGAUCCUUUUAGAUGUGUGGUGGCUCUUUACAAUUCACUCUAACCAUAUUUGUUUUUACUUAAGUCUAAUGUUUUCUAGUAACUGUAGAAUUCGCACUUCUCCCACCCAUUGCUGUUUUACUUUAACUGAGAUGAUUCGCGGGGAUGGAAAUGUUUUAACAUAGCUGACUCUUUAAUGAUUAAACUGAGACCUAGUGUUUGUUCUUGAAAUCAACUUUUUACAUGCACAAUAUUUACUCAUCUCCUCUUGGAUUCACAAACCUACUCUCCUCUUUACAGCUUGCUCCCUUGCCAUCCUGGGGGAGGAGGAAAAAUGACAGCCUCUCAGAAGAACAUACUUAUUCUCGUCCAUCUAGGCCUAUAAUUGGGUGGGAGACAAACUUUUUUUUAAAAAAGAUAUUUUUUAAACUAGCUGAGUUUGAAAAGUGUUGAGAAAUUUGUCUAGGAAAACAGAAUACUUUUGUCUUACUCCUCUCUUGUGUGAGUUUAGAGUCUUUGAACAAAUUACUUAAACAAGUUAGCCUCCAUUUGUUCACAAUUAAUCAUGUAGUCUGUCAUCAGACAUAUGUGUGGAUUGGACACAAAAUGAACUGUGCUGUGUGGAAGGCUACUUGCGCUUGUAUUUCACUUGGACUAUAAACAAGACACUCUCUUUCUAAACUUCAGUGCAGGCGUCCUUGGUUUACCUUACUUUGAGUAAGCAAAAUAAUUGAAUUACACUUCUGUAAAAUGUUUUACUACUAUGGCACUUUGAUAAAGCAGACAAAGAUUCUAUGUACUAUAUACUGGGGUAUUUCUCUUAAAUGUGGAUAUCUGAGUGCAAAUUUAACUCCCUCAUGUAAGUGCCUGUUCAGAAUUUUUUUUAAAAAUAUGCCAAAUAUUUUCAUGAUCACUUGCAUGUUGUAAUCUGGAAACUAUUCCAAGAGACUUUGAAAACAGAUUGUAUUUAACCAGCCUCAGAUUGUGCAACCAUGUAUAAUAAACAAGAAACGCACUGAGCCUCUAUUUGAGUUAUUAAAAUAGCUGUAUUCUCACUAAAA
This is a messenger RNA of Chrysemys picta bellii (western painted turtle), 2851 nucleotides long. It is a transcript of the gene VPS26A, whose product is annotated as VPS26 retromer complex component A. The record is from RefSeq and is a predicted model, not a curated record. Gene Ontology annotation, biological process: retrograde transport, endosome to Golgi; intracellular protein transport. Gene Ontology annotation, cellular component: endosome; retromer complex. Lineage: Eukaryota; Metazoa; Chordata; Testudines; Emydidae.